UGGACUGGCAGGUCUUUGAAAACCAUUAUGUCAUGGUGAUGGAGCGGCCUAGUCCAAGCAUGGACCUGGAGGCAUUCCUUGAAGUCAGCGGAGGAGUCCUCAGUGAGAAAACAGCACAUACCAUCAUGAGGCAAGCUGUUUAUGCGGCCAACGUGUGCUGUUACCGCGGGGUGUUCCACCGGGACAUUAAGCUUCAAAACCUGCUGGUGAACCCCGACACACUGGAAGUCAAGCUGAUCGACUUCGGGUGUGGAGACUUCAUGAUGGAAUCAGCCUACAGUAUCUUCUCUGGCACAGAAGCGUACAUCCCGCCAGAGUUUUAUGAAAAAGGAUGCUACCGGGCCAAACCAGCGACGGUCUAUUCUCUUGGGGUUCUUCUGUUCACAAUGCUCCAUGGAGAAUUCCCAUCAGCGUAUGACCUGUACUACCUCCAACAUGACUGGUCCAAAUUUACCCUCUCUCAAGGUGAGAUGUUCAUCAAAGAACAAUUAAGUGAAACAGCUUAAUAAUAAUAAUAACAAUAACCUCACCUCUCCAUUUCUUCUUCACAGAAUGCUGUGAUAUGAUGAGGGCUUGUCUGCAUGAGAAUCCAGAGUGCAGAAUUCCUCUAGAAGAGAUGCCUUACCACGACUGGUCCAUGCUGGAGUUCUGAGUCACAUUAGCAGAAUGUUUUGUAUAUUUGAUUUUUGUACAUGUCUGUAAUAAAGAUAUAUUUUAUUGAACUCA
Messenger RNA from Danio rerio (zebrafish), 726 nucleotides. NCBI's taxonomy places the organism in Eukaryota, Metazoa, Chordata, Actinopteri, Cypriniformes, Danionidae. The record is from RefSeq and is a predicted model, not a curated record.